Messenger RNA from Zea mays, 1578 nucleotides. Its product is annotated as NHL25. The transcript has a single exon. Lineage: Eukaryota; Viridiplantae; Streptophyta; Magnoliopsida; Poales; Poaceae. The record is from RefSeq and is marked validated. Gene Ontology annotation, biological process: defense response to other organism. Gene Ontology annotation, cellular component: plasma membrane. The coding region runs from base 565 to 1362 and encodes 265 amino acids.
GUCUCGGCAGCCACCAGCCCGCUCUCCGCUCCUGUCCACGCGACCACGCGCCACCCCACCAACCGGCGCAGCGCUCUGCCGGCUGCCGCUCUCCAACUCCGAACCCCACGGCGAAAACGCAGUAAAAUAAGCGAAAAGCGCUGCCACCCCUGGGCCACGGCACACACCGGACGACGCGCAGUGGCUGCGUGCCGUUGGGGGCUGGUGGAGACUUCACGUCUCCGCCUCCCGCCGGGCUUACUCGCCGGCGCCCACCCUCGAGUCGACACGCGCGCACAUAAACAAGUCAAAACAGAAGUCAACCCGCCCCUCCGCCACCUCGCCGUCGUGCCGUACUGUCGUGUAUCCUAGCCCCGCGCCUCCUUCCUAUAUAGAGAGAGCGAGCCGCGCGAGGUCUCUGCAGCCAGAAACAGAGCUGGGCGCACGGAGAGACCAGGUUCCAAGCGAAGGCAGUGCAGGCAGGACGAGUGGAGCUAGCGUGACCUUGCGUUGCCUUCGCCGCUUUGCUUGUGUCGAGAGGAGAAGCAGAGCAGCGGGACACGAGCAGCGGGUUGGAGGUUGACAAUGGCUGAUCACCAGAGGAUCCACCCAGCGGACCUGGAGGCCGGCAACCGGCCGCUGAUGCCGGGAGGCUCGUUCCGGUCGGACAAGGGCGACCCGGCGCAGCGCGCGAAGCAGCAGCAACAACAAGGCUACGUUCCCGGGGCCCUGCCUCCGCCGCCGCGCCGCGUCGCGCCACCGGCGCCGCUGCCGCCGCCGAAGCGGCGGGGCCGGGGCUGCUGCUGCCGGCUCCUCUGCUGCGCCGUGAUCAGCGCGGCAGUGCUGGCGGUGCUCGCCGCGGCGGCGGCGGGCGCGCUGUACCUGGCGCUGGACCCCAAGGCGCCGCGGUACUCGGUGGACCGCCUCUCCGUGUCGGCGUUCCAGGUCGACCCGGCGACGCUGGCGGCGCGGGCCCGGUUCGACGUGGCGGUGGCGGCGACGAACCCCAACUCGCGCAUCGGCAUCCACUACGAGCGCGGGUCCAGCCUGGGCGUGUGGUACCAGUCGUACCGCCUGGCGCGGGGCGCGCUGCCGGCCUUCUACCAGGGCCACCGGAACACGACGGUGCUGGCGCUGGCCAUGGCCGGCGAGGCGCAGCUGGGCAGCGCCGCCGUCGUGUCGGGGAUGCAGGACGCGCAGCGGACGGGCGCCGUGCCGCUCGUGUUCCGCGCCGACGUGCCCGUGCGCGUCCAGCUCGGCACCUUCAAGCUCUGGAAGGUCACGGCCAGGGUGCGCUGCGACCUCGUCGUGGACAGGCUCAUGGACGUCACCAGUCUCAUCAAGAUCAAGGCCGGCAACUGCAAGUUCAGCUUGAAGCUCUGAUUCAUUGGGUUUUCAGUUUUCUGUUCUCUCUUUUGGAGCGAGUUCAGAGUCGUUGCGUUGGAUUCUCUUGGCAGAGUGCUGGCCGUGCACAGGUGCAUACGUGCAGUGCAGUGCACUCCCGCCAACCUCGUUGGCGUUCAUCUGGGCCGACGUGUACAGGUGGUAGUAUAUAAUUGUUGUUAGAGAGGGACAAUACGCAUGGCUAGAAUUUUAUAA